This is a messenger RNA of Labrus bergylta (ballan wrasse), 8148 nucleotides long. RefSeq names its product cyclin dependent kinase 14 (gene cdk14). Gene Ontology annotation, molecular function: cyclin-dependent protein serine/threonine kinase activity; ATP binding; cyclin binding. Gene Ontology annotation, biological process: protein phosphorylation. Gene Ontology annotation, cellular component: cytosol; cytoplasm; nucleus. NCBI's taxonomy places the organism in Eukaryota, Metazoa, Chordata, Actinopteri, Labriformes, Labridae. The record is from RefSeq and is a predicted model, not a curated record.
CCAAAAAUGACAUCUCGAUUGCGGUGGAGCAGGGGAGCGACUGGGACGCAGAGAGAAGAAAGAAAGAAGUCACAGCAUUUCAGGAUCUAAACCCAAAAAGACGCACCAGAAAGGCGCAGCGAAUUUUACGCACAGUCUCCAGUGUGGAUGCUCCUGCUUCUGCGCGGACUUUUUACUGCCUCUUUGGAAAUGUAGUUGCAUUCUUGAACAAAAAAAAAAAAAUCUCAAGAAGGCAUUUGUUUUUACUAGUUGAUGAGAGGAGUAAGAGCCGUUGAGGCUCCGUUUCCUGUUUUGCCAGAGCGCUGCAGCUGGGCUCAAGAAGCCCCGCAGGGCUGCCUGAAACACCGGACCUCCUUCUCCGCUUCAAACCGCUGCCAGUCCCGCUGCCAGCCAGUCCCGCUGCCAAACUCGGUGGAGAAUAAAGAAAGAAAUGUGCGACCUGAUGCCAGCCUCCCAGCCCGUGGAGAAAAUCGGCAAAAUGAAAAAGUUGAGGAGAACUUUGUCAGAGAGUUUCAGGAGCAUUGCUUUCAAGAAAGAGGACAGCGGCUUUGAUGAGAUAUGUGUCACAAAGAUGUCCACACGCAGCUGCCAGGGAUCAGACUCGGUCAUCAAGCCCCUGGACACCAUCCCUGAAGACAAGAAGGUGAGAGUGCAGCGCACGCAGAGCGGCUUCGACCCGUUUGAGAAGCCCGCCAGCCAGGUGAAGAGGGUCCACUCUGAGAACAAUGCCUGCAUCAACGCCAAGAGCUCGUCCACCGGCAAGGAGUCCCCGAAACUGCGUCGUCACUCCAGCCCAAGUUCUCCCACAAGCCCCAAGUUUGGAAAGGCAGAUUCCUAUGAAAAGCUGGAGAAGCUGGGAGAAGGUUCCUAUGCCACAGUUUACAAAGGAAAGAGCAAGGUGAACGGGAAACUGGUGGCUCUGAAGGUGAUCCGUCUGCAGGAGGAGGAAGGAACACCUUUCACUGCAAUAAGAGAAGCAUCUCUUCUGAAAGGCCUGAAGCACUCCAACAUCGUGCUGCUCCAUGACAUCAUCCACACCAAGGAAACCCUGACUCUGGUCUUUGAAUAUGUGCACACAGACCUGUGUCAGUACAUGGACAAACACCCCGGGGGGCUCCAUCCAGACAAUGUGAAGCUCUUCCUGUUCCAGUUGCUGAGAGGCCUGUCAUACAUCCACCAGAGGUACAUCCUUCACCGCGAUCUGAAACCGCAAAACCUGCUCAUCAGUGACACCGGAGAGCUCAAACUCGCUGACUUUGGCCUGGCCAGGGCCAAGUCAGUCCCCAGCCAUACCUACUCCAAUGAGGUGGUGACCCUGUGGUACCGGCCUCCUGAUGUCCUGCUGGGAUCCACAGACUACUCUACCUGCCUGGACAUGUGGGGAGUGGGCUGCAUCUUUAUUGAGAUGAUUCAAGGAGUGGCUGCCUUUCCUGGGAUGAAGGACAUCCAGGACCAGCUGGAGAGGAUAUUCCUGGUCAUUGGUACACCGUCUGAGGAAACCUGGCCUAGUGUUAACUCUCUGCCUCACUUCAAACCAGACCGCUUUACGGUUUACAGCGCCAAGAAGCUCAGACAAGCGUGGAAUAAGUUGGGCUAUGUGGACCAUGCCGAGGAGUUGGCCUCCAGGUUCCUCCAGUGCUUCCCAAAGAACCGGCUGUCGGCUCAGGCAGCGCUGAACCACGAAUACUUCAGCAACCUUCCUCCACGGCUCUGGGAGCUGCAGGACAUGUCUUCUAUCUUCACCGUACCAAAUGUCAAGCUGCAGACGGAGAGCGGGGACAGCAUACAGGUGUGUGCACGAAGGAACAGUCAUGGGAAGGCAUCCUCUGGCAGCAAACACUGACCUGAGGCAGCAUCCUGCACAUGAUUGCCUGACAGGUGGCUGUUGUUAAAACAAAAAAAAUGAAGACAAAGACGCUGAGACGGAGGAUCCAUGUGAAUGAAAGAGCCCCAGUUCUCUUAAUUUAUUACCUUCACGAUAGGCGUGAGUGUGGAUACGUGCGCGAGUGUGUGCCGUGUGCAUGAGGACGAGUGCGAGCAUUGAACAUAGUCAUGAAUGCAUGUGUGCAUUAUGAACGGUACCUAAGAUUUCAGGCUAUCAUUUGCGGAGUUUGUUUACUUUUUAUAAGGUUCCAAUAACUCAUAUAUCAUUGUCACAGUGUAGGCAAAAGGACUUUACUAUUGGUACAUAUUGUGUUUUGUGUUUGUAACUAGCCUCCUAUUUAAGAAUGUAUAUUUGUAUGUAUGAUAUACUCAUCUAGAAACUAUAUAAUGGACACUUUUAAUAUCGCUUCAUCUUCUAACCACUAUACUGCUCUCGCCAAGACACAUAACUUCAUCAAGAGGUUACCACUGCUACGUCAUAAUAAUCCUUUCUUUGCCGCCUGUGUGGGUUAAGGUUGCGCAUUCAGAUAUUAUCAAAGGAAAAUCUGUUUUCCAAGGCUUUGUUUUUGUAGUUUUGACCAUCAUUCCCAUCAGUUAUCAGACUAUUGAAAACGACCCAGGCUGGAAAAGUAGAGCCAGCGAAUAUCUUACUGUGGACUGUUCGGUCAACUGAUUGACAUAUCAGCCUCAAAAGUUAAAACAUACUAUCCUGAGCUGCAACAGUUCAGUCAAACAGUUGCAAAGCCCAACUUUUUGAAAUGGGCUGGCCAAAUUUAGGAACUAACUUAGGCCUAGGGGGGGCUGAAGUAUUUGUGUGCACACAUACACACAAAAAAACAAAUGUACAGCAUUUGUAUUUCUUCCUUUUGCACUAAUCAUAUCUACUCUAAUAACAUUAUUGUAAAUAUCUUAGUUAAAAGUUAAACUCUAAAAAAGUAACACAACAAAUUGGCAACAAUUCAAUCUUCUUAGCUUAGUUUUCCAAGCUAAAAAAAAUGUCCACAGUUUCAGUUUAAAGUCCUAACAAAAAGAAAUGUGUUACAGUAAAACACAAAGGUACUAAUUGACUUUUGCAACACAGCUCAAAUGUUGAUUUCAAAACAAGUCUCGCCUCUUAAGAAGCUACAAAGCCAAUCCCAAGUUAAGAAAUGGGAGAUGGCAAAUGAGAUUUCAGGGCCUCUGCACCCCCUGAAUCUGCCCCUGGGGGUUAAGAUUCUGCAACCUACAGUUACAUAGCAAUGUCUUUAAGGAAGUUGUUGUCACAGGCGGCAUAUAAAAAUGGACUAAACCAACAAAUGUCGCCAAUCACUUUAUGUGUUGCCAAUUUUAAAACCCAGAGUUUGGGUUUUUUGUUGGUUGGUACACCCAGCUCUUAUCCAACAUUGUAGAUAAUUGUCAAUCACAGGUGGCUUUUCUUUAAAGCACACACUUUAUUGUCCAUUUUACCUGAAAGGUGUGUUCAAACCAAACGUUUUCAGAGAAUAAACAAAUAAGAAUGAUGGCCAAACUGCACAAAUGAAGACUGCGGUUGAAGAAAAGUACUCGUUAUAAGGAUUCUACUUUAAUUUUUCCAACCGACCAAUCCUGCUUGAUAUGAGAUUUCUGUUGCAGCUGUCACAAAUCCUCUCCAACACGUAGACGAUCUCAGCUGAAGAUGUUGACCGUGCACACAUAAGACAACUUGUAAACCAUCAAGCAGUGUCAGGAAACACUUCAGACGCAAUACGAAACACAACAGAUGUAAAUGAAGUGUGCGCGCGCGUGUGUGUGUGUGUAUGAGUGAUAGUGUGUGAGUGUAAAUAUUGGCAAUAGCUAAGCAUUGGUGCUUCCAUCCAUGCAAACGAGCUAAUGUAUAAAAAGUCAAACAGAUAGGCAAUAGGCUGUGGGGCCUAUUGUUGGAUCCGGCCCACGACAAUCCUCCCUUUCAGUUCAUCUUGAUCAAAACAAUUGCAAUAUUCUUUCAGAAAGAGAUGAUCUGUGUCAAUAAUCUUAGUUUUCAAAGUGAUUCAGAGCGUUGUCUUGCCUGACAAAUAAAGUUUUGGGGUGAGUGCAUUGCAGUGUGUGUAGUGUGCAUGCAGUAUGUGUACUGUCGGUGGUAAUUAACUGCGCUCAGUCCCAUCACCACCAACACGUGUGCCCCUCAACGUCCCACAAGUUCAGAAAUAUUUCAGAACUUUUUUAUAACACAACGAUCAAAAUCAGCUGUAAAACGUGUCAUCUGCAAAGAUGUUUAUACAGAUUUUUUGGGGUCUUUCUUUUGGUGUUUUGUGUGGAAAUCUUUGAAUAUUACAGCUUAGAAGUAUGGUGAUAAUUGUGAAGUACUAUCAAAUUUUACUCCUUUUUUUCGAUCUCGGUUUGAAAUCGACAAAACAAAAAAAAAGAAAAGUUAUUGGCCCUGUAUGGUUGAUUUAGCUGAAGAAAUAACGCCAUGGGGUUAUUGAGUGGAUACUGAAACAUACUCACUCAUACACACACUCACAUAUAGGAUAUAGAUGUCUCGCCUGCAAGGAUAAACUUGCACGUAUCAAAUCCUGUCAGCCAGAGUGCAGUAUAAACCUGCAGCCCCUCCAUGCUCCCCUUCAGCUGCUAUAUUCCUUGUAGUCUGUCACAUUCAAGGAUAGAUUUUUUUUUUUUUUUCAUGACUCAACUUAAUACAACCCUCACAAAAUGAAAAAAAAAAUUCUUCUUCUCAAUUCUGGAAAUGAAGGGAUGCAUAAAGUGACUGCACUGUAAGAAAUGUCUCUGAGCCACAACGCUUCUGAAGGUCAACAUGGGAUAGUAUGAAGGUUCAUACACUGAUUGUCUUUAUCUGGGCGUUGAUAAGCGAUAUGCUGACAAAUAUUUCAUCAAGAGCCACAUGACCAGAACUUAAAUCAUCUUGUUUUCUACCCCUUCUGACUCCCAACUCGUCCAAUGAGGAGCUAGGUACGAGUUGACGUAGUAGGAAAGUGGAGAGAUGAUUUAUGUGAUGGUCAUGGAGGGAUCAUUAAAACACGGGAGAUUUCUGAAAGAUUCUGGUUUUGAUUCCUCUGUGAGGCCAAUUGUAACAUUGGAAGACGUUGACAAUUUAAGAAUGGACGCCAUACAAGUUUGCUGAAUGCAAAGUCCACUCCCUGAAGAACAACCCUUUAAAUCUCUGUUUCCUCUGGGAGACAAAAAUAGACUUUGUCUAAUCUACUGGGGUGACCUGUAUUACAGAUUUUACGGUAAUUCUUAUGAAUAACUUGACCUGUAUUUGCAGAUCUGACUCUACAGGGGCAGAUGCAUAUUUCUGAGUGUAGGACCACUGGUAAAAAAAAAAAGGAGGGAGAGAUAAAAAAAAAAAAAGGACUUGCAUUUCUAAGGCAGCUUGAAUGGGAUGUCCAUGUUGAUUUCAUUUAGCCGUUGUUUGACAUGUUGUUGAUUUCAACCUAAAAACGAGUCUAUCAAGGCUCAUCUUAUAAGACUGUAAAAACACUUGUUACUGAUUAGUGAAAACUCAAAAAGCAGUUAAUGGAGGCUUAGUUCAUUUUGAAGUUCAAUAAGUGACCUGAGUAUUCCUCAAACUCGGCUCAGAAAAAGUAAGUUCCUUGAGGAAGCGGUGGCAUCAUUUCUAAUAAAACAACUCUGAAGUGAAUAACCAAAAGGUUCUAGGUAGCACACAGUCAAUACUUCAGAGAAAGUUGACUUCUUUGUUUCAUCUCUUUCCAUUUCAAACAAACAUGUUGGCUGCAUGGCGCUCAUGGCCGAGCAUCUAGCAGCUCACCAGGUCAUGGUGACCAGGUGUUAGCAUGUUGGCUUGACAAGGCUAAAUGAACUGAUAAACAGAGAUUAGUCUUCUAACUCUCUGGUUGUGUGUGACCUUUAACCUCCCAGGACUCAUCUUUACUGUGUAGUCACUUCAUGUACAGAGAGAUGAUUGUUGCACCCGUUAACUCUUACAGACAAAUGUGAAAAACAAACACAUCUAAACCUAUCCUUCAAAGAGGGAAAGUGAUAAAUAGAAGGCUUUGACGUUUCACCAUGACUGUGUACCGCUCCAGCUUCUUUAACUAAGGACAGCCGUGGCUCUGAGCCAAAAUAAAUAAUGACGGGCUCGACUCUCCCCGAUAGCGUUUUUUUUUAAAACUGCACUUUAAAGAGAAAAUCAGUUUGCCCUACAUUCCAGUCUGUGUGGCCACUUUUAUGCACUUGCUUUCCCCCUUAAUGACAAAUAAAUAAAUAUUUAUACGUAACCUUGCUUUGCCCAACAAACCAAAAAAGCAAACUGGCCCUCCUGACAAAUGUAAAUAUGGUCCCUUAUUUUCAAUCGUUACCGCAGAUUGAGGAGUGCUUUCAAAAAAAAAGAAGCUGUACUUGAAGUUAUCUCGCAGCUUUUCAGUGUCAUCCCCAGGCUGUGAUUGUGCGACGGAGAAAAGGGGAGGAGAGGGGGUGGGUAAUGCCAGUAAAGCAGCGUGACAGAAGAGGGUUAAUACCAUGGAGCUGUGCUAAGAUUGCCCAGCCUCGUGUGGCUUUAAGGGAUUGCAGGCAGUAUUAGCAGCUGAAUAAUUAUUUUUGGGAUGUUUCUUCUUUUGCACACUUUUUGUGGUGUGGCACACAUCGCUCCGUCCCCCCCCCCCUCAACUGUGUGACUUUUUUUGGAGCUUUGGCAGCCUGCAGUCUUGUAAACAAAAAAAAGAAAAAAAAAAAGAAAACAUAUAUUUUUUUGAGUUCUGUGUGGGCAGAGCUCCUGAAGGCACUCUGUUCAAACUUGAAUGUUCUUCAUAUCUUUCGGAUAGAGUCCAGAGACGGAAAACUACCGUAAAACUUUAAGUCACAGCCCAGGCUUUAAUUCACUUCAGUCUAUAAAAUGACCUUGUAGUUGGGAUGGGCGUCACUACGAGCCGGACCUCUAGUCAUCUUCAAACAAAAAUAGGAAAGACUUGUAAAUUAACUUCAAAAUAAGAUUUGACUGUGCAAAGAAUUAGGAUUUCUUGCUUUGUAAAGGCCCUGACACACCAAGGAAAUCAUCGGCUGUCAGUCCGAGUUGGACCGACAGUGAGCAAUCGUCACCUUAGUUUUUGCGGUGUGUCCAGCUCCAGUUGGCCUGGAUUCGACAUAAUGAAUCGGCGUCAGUCGGCAUUGGCAUGGUUGGUGAGAGGAAUCACUCUGAUUGGCUGUUCGGAGGGUUCAUUUAACUCCCCUACAGCAUGCCGCUGUAGUAUCCAUGCUUUCACCCAUUAGUGCGGUUUCUCCUUAUUUGUCGCCUCCGCCUCUUCUUUUCUUUUUCCACUAAAAGACCAAGAGCUGACAACGCCAGCGCCAUUUUCAACUUUUUAUCAGACAUUAUUCUCCAUUAGUAGACUAUUUAUGAUACAAAGUGGUGCGCGACAGCGGUGUGAAAAUGGUCUUCUCGUAUCACAACAACGGACUACCGCAUUUGCAUAACGUACAUGAUGGUUUUUCCGUCGGCUCUAGUCUUUGCGGUGUGUUCAAGUGCAACUCUUUGGCCAAGAUGAACGCCACAGUCGGCCUUCAUUGUCACUAGUUCUUUGCCGUCUGCUUGGUGUCUCAGGGCCUUAAGACAGCCCACCCAAUCCAACCUGCAUGUUGUAUAAAGACUAAAUGCACAGGAGCCCUCUUACUGAGAGCGGCCUUUAUUUGUGUGGCAACACCAGGCUAGUAAAAGGGACUGGACCUCAAAUUGGGAUGGGCUUGUAUUUGAAGUUUUACGGUAUGUGGAGUUGCUCACGUAGCACUGUGACAGUAAAGAAAAGAAGAAUAUCAAAAGAGGAGAAGGUGGUGAGGCGGAGACACGCCUCCAAUGAAGUGAAAUAGUGAUGCUUCCACUAUGUGUGUAUACAGGGUUGCAGAUGUCCCCUUAAUGCUACAAAGAGAAAUCAUAUAUGAAUAUACAUAUGUGAUGAUAUUAAAUAUAAGGCAUCUAUUUUUGUCAUUCUGUAUGAUGUGGUAUCAGUAGAAGGACGUAUAGGUUGGAUCCGAGGUGCAUCCUCUCUGUACUGAAUAACAAAUCUGUGUUGUUGUUUUUUUUCCAACAAAGCUUCUCUUACGUUUUUAUUUUUCGUUUUUUGUAUGCUGCACUGAAAAUAUAUCAUUCUCACAAGUAGUUUGGAAAACAGAAGUGUCAUCAGCCACUUCAUUAAGUGAAACAAUAUAUUAUACAGUAGAAUAGCUGUUGCAUUAUUUGUUACAACCUGUAUGUAAUGUUAUUAUGGAAGAUGUAAUGUCCUUCUGUAAAUGUUGUUUAAUGUUGUUUUACCUGAAAUAAAAUUUAUUAAUGCUUCA